AUGGCUGAAAACAUCAGCUACACCGAACAGUUCAGCAAUGAAACUUCUUUGGACACUAGCUAUGCCGACCUUCCACUGUGCGAGCUGGAGGAUAAUGAAGAGCUCAUAAACUACAACAUAACCAAUCAGACAUUGGUGAUUCCACUUUACGAGCACGUUCUUCCUUACGUGCUGCUCGUCUGCUACCUGCUGAUCUGUGCCCUUGGCGUUACCGGAAAUGGUUUGGUCAUUUACGUGGUUCUUAUGUUCGCCAAGAUGAAGACUGUGACCAACAUGUAUAUACUCAACCUGGCCUUGUCGGAUUUUCUAUUUCUUAUGAUUCUUCCCAUCAUGGGUACAACUGCAUUGGUUAAACACUGGCUGUUUGGUCUUGCAAUGUGCAAGAUCUACUUCGUGCUGUAUUCUAUCAACCUCUUUGGUGGAGCUUUCAACCUGUGCGUUAUGAGCGCUGACAGGUAUUUAGCUGUGUGUCAUCCAAUACGUUCUUUGAGAUACCGGACUCCGCGUGUUGCCCUGUUUCUGUGCUUGUGCAUCUGGUCGCUGGCAUUUCUUGUCAUGCUGCCAAUCAUCUUGUACUCGACCACAGUCAAGCACCGAUUCUUGCCUGGUAAAGAAACGUGUGGAAUCUUUUGGCCAGAAGAUCAAAUCAUUCCUGCAGACAAGGCCUUCAUCUGGUACUCAUUCAUCUUAGGAUUUGCCAUUCCUGUGUCUCUCAUCUCGGUGUUUUACGUGUUAGUCAUCUUUAGGUUACGGCAGGUUGGCCCAGCUAAAAAGUCCAAGGAAAAACGACGUUCGCAUCGUCGAGUUACCCGUCUAGUGCUCACAGUUAUCGCCGUGUACGUGGUUUGCUGGUUGCCUUACUGGUGUUUCCAGGCAUAUAUUGUUUUUAAUGACAUUAAUGUCAAAGAUGCUAUUCUCGUGCUUGUCUUCAAUGGCUUCACAGUGCUCUCAUUUGCCAACAGCACACUCAAUCCAUUCCUGUAUGCCUUCCUCAGCGACAACUUCAGAAAGAGUUUCAUGAAAGCGUUUAAGUGUGUAUCCUGGUCUAGUAUGGAAGCUAGUAAAUCUAUAUGCAAUGAAACGAGCGUUUUUCAGCGAACCAGCCAGACUUACACACGCAGCGGCACCAGUGCAGUCACGGAGGAGAGAAUGGAGUUGUCGGCCAUCGACAACAAUACGAACAAUGCCGUGGACGCCACUAAUGAAGUGGAGGUGAACUUAACGACAUUUGCCCAAGACGACAAAGGAUAUCUCAUGCCACCUGUCCAGUUAUAA
Candidula unifasciata is the source of this 1275-nucleotide messenger RNA. Lineage: Eukaryota; Metazoa; Mollusca; Gastropoda; Stylommatophora; Geomitridae. The record is from the annotation of a GenBank genome assembly.